Molecule: messenger RNA, 573 nt
Organism: Medicago truncatula (barrel medic)
Lineage: Eukaryota; Viridiplantae; Streptophyta; Magnoliopsida; Fabales; Fabaceae
Product: BTB/POZ domain-containing protein At1g55760
Exons: 1
Coding region: 1-573 (190 amino acids)
Molecular function (GO): protein binding
Source: RefSeq, a predicted model, not a curated record
AUGAAGAAUGGAGAAUCUUUCCGCGCUAAUGGAUUUAAGCGAUAUAAAUUAUCAUCCGAUGAUCCAUUGAUUCGAGGAGAUAAAGACACAAAAAUCUAUAUUGAUGCAUCUAAACAAACUAUUAUGGCCCAUAAGUAUGCUCUUGGUUCAAAGUCAAGUGCUUUUAACCAAAUGUUCAAGGAGGAUUCUGUUGAUAGUAUUACCAUCUCAGAUAUGACAACUAUACCAUGUCAAAUAUUUAUAGAUUACUUCUACGAUAUCGUGAGAGACGAGGAUCUUCUGAAUUAUAGUCAAGAGUUAUUAGAAGCUGCAAAGAAAUAUGAUGUAAUUGAUUUGAUAAAGGAUAUUGAGAAAAGGCUCAUAAGAGAUAUCACUACACAGAAUGUAGUUGAGAGGAUGAAGAUAACAUACCGCUAUGACUUGAAGACUUUGAGGAAUCAGUGUGCUCGUUUACUUGUGGAGUUUAAAAAAUUGCACACCCUUCGGACAGAAAUUCGUGCUUACCGUAGAACUGUUGAUAUGGAUACAAUUAGCAAAAUGUUUUCUGAUUUUUGUACCUUUGCUACCGAGUGA